Molecule: messenger RNA, 1011 nt
Organism: Ictidomys tridecemlineatus (thirteen-lined ground squirrel)
Lineage: Eukaryota; Metazoa; Chordata; Mammalia; Rodentia; Sciuridae
Source: RefSeq, a predicted model, not a curated record
GGGGUACCUCGAAGUGCCUCUAUAAAGGAUAUUAAGAAGGCCUACAGGAAACUAGCCCUGCAGCUUCAUCCUGACCAGAACCCUGAUGAUCCCCAAGCCCAGGAGAAAUUCCAGGAUCUGGGUGCUGCUUAUGAGGUUCUGUCACAUAGUGAAAAAUGGAAACAAUAUGAUACAUAUGGUGAAGAAGGAUCGAAAGAUGGUCAUCAGAGCUCCCAUGGAGACAUUUUUUCGCACAUUUUUGGAGAUUUUGGUUUCAUGUUUGGAGGAACCCCUCGCCAGCAAGACAGAAAUAUUCCAAGAGGAAGUGAUAUUAUCGUAGAUCUAGAAGUCACUUUGGAAGAAGUAUAUGCUGGAAAUUAUGUGGAAGUAGUUAGAAAUAAACCUGUGGCAAGGCAGGCUCCUGGCAAACGGAAAUGCAACUGUCGGCAAGAAAUGGGGACCACCCAGCUGGGCCCAGGUCGCUUCCAGAUGACCCAAGAGGUAGUCUGCGAUGAGUGUCCUAAUGUUAAAUUAGUGAAUGAAGAACGAACGCUGGAAGUAGAAAUAGAACCUGGAGUGAGAGAUGCCAUGGAGUACCCCUUUAUUGGAGAAGGUGAGCCUCAUGUGGAUGGUGAGCCUGGAGACUUACGCUUCCGAAUCAAAGUUGUCAAGCACCGGAUAUUUGAAAGGAGAGGAGAUGAUUUGUACACCAAUGUGACAAUCUCACUAGUUGAGUCUCUAGUCGGCUUUGAGAUGGAUAUUACUCACUUGGAUGGUCACAAGGUACAUAUUUCCCGGGAUAAGAUCACCAGGCCAGGAGCCAAGCUAUGGAAAAAGGGGGAAGGGCUCCCUAACUUUGACAACAACAGUAUCAAGGGCUCUUUAAUAAUCACAUUUGAUGUGGAUUUUCCAAAACAAUUAACAGAGGAAGCAAGAGAAGGUAUCAAACAGCUACUGAAACAAGGAUCAGUGCAGAAAGGAUACAAUGGACUGCAAGGAUAUUAAGAGUGAAUAAAAUUGGACUUUGUUGAA